CAUUAUCAAGUGGUGUGGUGUGGGGAUUUCUUUAGCAUAGACGAGACGCUUGUGGUAGCCGAUUUCCUCUUCCCAAUCAUCGCCAUUCCUUAUCCUUUUCUAUAUUAUUUGGAGGGGAAAUUCAACUGAAUUUACGAUCCCGUCUACCGCCCAAAAAUUGCAGUAAUCUUCCGACCCAUCAAGAUUCCCAGCUCUAUGCUCUGCCUCUAAGUCAAUUCGUAUUCCUUCUUUUUCUUUUGCAAAGGAAAUCAAUUCGUAUUUCGUAUGCGUACAAAAUUGUACCACAAUUCUUGAUAUUGCGUGUGAUUUUAUCUCUCCCACAGGCCCAGAGACGUGACUUUUUGGUAUUUUUCCUCAUUUGCGUUCUUCAAUCUUCAUUUGCUGUUUCUCGGCCUGUCCGGUUUUUCGUUGGGGAAUUGGGUUUCUCAGAUUGGCUUGUCUGAUAAAAGGGGUCUGGAUCAUCUCCUUUGUUCGAUCUUAAGAACCCAUAUUUUGAUUGUACAUCUUUGAAUUAUUAGCUAUCAAUUCAUUUUCUUGUUGCUAGCGAAAUUGGAGAUUCGUUUGUUCUUCCCCUUCUGUUUCUGAAGCCUAUUUUCUUUCUGGGUUUUCUAUUUCAUUCCUCAGAAGUGUGGUUUCACGGUUAUUUGGACCGUUUAGAGAACAUAUACUUCUUCAAUUAUUAUUAGGAGCUGGGUAUUUGGAAUCUUGUGGUUUCAGUUAAAGGCAGCCAUUGAUUGCAUACGAUCCUCUACAGUUAAGUCUGGAAAAUUUCAGUUAUCUUUGGAAUUAUCGUGGAAAAUCGUUUGAGAUUUCUUUAAGCUUCCAGCCCUUUUGCGUUGAGAUAAUUUUGAGAUUCUUGAAAGGAUGACCAUUGACACUCUUGCACCGAGGGAGGAGAGGAGGUCGAUCAGGAAGAAGGCUGCAGUGGAUGAGAAAUCUCCAUUGUUACCAAAUAGGCAAGAUGAAGGUUCUGGGUUUCAUGAAUUCAAUGGAGCUUCCUUCAGUGGGGCAGUGUUCAAUUUAUCCACUACAAUUAUUGGGGCUGGGAUCAUGGCUUUGCCUGCAAUGGUGAAAGAGUUGGGCCUAUGUCUAGGAGUCGCCAUGAUCAUCUUCAUGGCAUUCCUUACUGACGCUUCAAUAGAGCUGUUGCUCAGGUUUAGUCGGCCACGGAAGUCGACUUCUUAUGGAGGUUUAAUGGGAGAUGCUUUUGGGAGAUAUGGAAAAAUGGCUUUGCAGAUAUGUGUUCUUGUCAAUAACAUUGGUGUUCUUACAGUGUACAUGAUUAUUAUAGGUGACGUGCUCUCUGGAACGUCUACGGGCGGUGCUCACCAUGCCGGUAUUCUGGAAGGAUGGUUUGGACAAUACUGGUGGAAUGGUCGGUUCUUCGUACUUCUAGUCACGACGCUCGGUAUUUUUGCACCAUUGGGAUGCUUUAAGCGAAUAGAUUCAUUGAGCUUUACAUCUGCCUUAUCAGUUGCACUGGCUGUAGUAUUCCUUAUCAUUACCGUCGGAAUUUCAAUUUACAAGUUGAUAGACGGAACCAUUGAGAUGCCCAGAAUGCUCCCUGAGAUUUUCGACGUGACGUCGUUCUUGAAGCUAUUUACUGCCGUCCCCGUUGUGGUUACUGCAUAUGUCUGUCAUUACAACGUUCACAACAUAAGCAAUGAACUCGAGGAUCCUUCACAGAUAAAGGCGGUUGUACGAACCGCGCUUGGUCUAUGCUCUUCUGUUUACGUUAUGACCAGCAUUUUUGGUUACCUCCUUUUUGGCGAGGGAACCCUCUCAGACGUACUUGCAAACUUUGAUACUGACCUCGGCAUUCCCUAUGGUUCCGUGUUUAAUGAUGCUGUCCGUGUUAGCUAUGCAGCACACCUGAUGCUCGUAUUCCCAAUCGUCUUUUACCCUUUGAGGAUUAACUUGGAUGGCCUCCUCUUUCCGUCUGCUCGGCCCUUGGUUCAAGACAACUGGAGAUUCUCGCUGAUCACUUCUGGGCUUAUCACUCUCAUUUUCUUGGGAGCAAAUUUCAUUCCCAGCAUCUGGGAUGCCUUCCAAUUCACUGGUGCAACUGCUGCUGUCUGCCUUGGAUUCAUAUUCCCUGCUUCUGUAGCUUUGAGGGAUUCACACAAUAUAGCGACGAAGAAGGACAAGGUGUUUGGCGUUUUCAUGGUGGUCCUUGCCGUAUUCUCCAACAUCAUUGCCAUAUACAGCGAUGCCUACGCUUUGUUCAAAAAGAACUCACCCCGAAACUGAUUCAUCGUGCUUGCUCGCUGAUCAUGACGCUUAGGAACAAGAUCGUCACAUCUUCAGCCGAUAAACAUCGGUUGUCGCAAGAACCAGAUACAUUUCCUUGAUGGCAAAUUGAAGGUUUGCCAAGGACUUGAGUUAAAAGUAAUGAGAUGAAUGUGCAGUUGUGUUUAGUGUACUUGGCUUCUGUUCUCCAACUCCUUGUGUAUUAUAUCAUCCUCCUCUUCUGAACUUUUGGUACCUUUGUUUGGCAUAUAUGUUUUAGUGUGGCUACUAUUUUGUUUAUUGUUAAUGGUCACCUUCAAUGUUGCAAAUUGUUAUUGAUUAGUUUGUUUUGAUCUUUGGAACUCUCUCAAGAAUAAAAUAAUGUGAGUUUUUGUUCAA
Momordica charantia (bitter melon) is the source of this 2628-nucleotide messenger RNA. RefSeq names its product amino acid transporter AVT6A. Gene Ontology annotation, molecular function: L-amino acid transmembrane transporter activity. The record is from RefSeq and is a predicted model, not a curated record. Gene Ontology annotation, cellular component: membrane. Lineage: Eukaryota; Viridiplantae; Streptophyta; Magnoliopsida; Cucurbitales; Cucurbitaceae. Gene Ontology annotation, biological process: amino acid transmembrane transport.